AUGUCGGGAGCGCAAGGAGCAGAGCCGAUGGGAUCAAGGACGGCGACGACGUAUGAGUCGGUGGAAGGAGGAGAGAACAAGACAAAGCUGGAUAUAAGGUCAAAGGAAGAUGAAGGUGGAAUUAAAGUUGACAAGAUUCAAGACAAGGUUACUGAUGCUGCUGGUCUAGGCGGACCUGUCUUUGGUGCUGGUAAAGAUGACAAGAAGCAGGAUCUUGGUGUUACUGGCACUGGCUAA
Messenger RNA from Eruca vesicaria subsp. sativa (arugula), 237 nucleotides. NCBI's taxonomy places the organism in Eukaryota, Viridiplantae, Streptophyta, Magnoliopsida, Brassicales, Brassicaceae. The record is from the annotation of a GenBank genome assembly.